AUGGCCCAGGUGCAGCUCAUCUUAUCCAGCAAACACCGGAAGAGCGCCGGGAAGAGAUCUAGGACAGGUUGUCGUACCUGCCGCACUAACCGAGGACUUUCCAUGCCCAGAAUCCGACGGAUCAAAUGCGAUGAAUCGCCAGGACAAUGCAACAACUGCGUCUCUGCUAACUGGACGUGCGACGGAUACGAUGCGUACCGGUUGCCGCAGCGCCGAGGUCUACAGGAUAUAGGCACUCGGCUGGGUUGGAUGAUGACGUCGGAUGAACACCGUUGUUAUUCCUAUUUUCAAUAUCGUUCCGUUACGAAUCUGGCCGGGUUCUUCGACUCCCCACUCUGGCAGCAGUUGGCCCUACAGAUGUCUCGCACUGAUCCGGCUGUAUUUCAUGCGGUGAAUAUGUUGAGUGCUGCGCACCAGGAGUCGGAAUUGCAUAAUAUGCAGAUUUCUGCACGGUCACGCAUUGGGAGCCAGCAGUAUUACUUUUCUCUUCAGCAGUCCACGCGGGCCAUCGCGCUCCUGAACCAGCGCCGGAACUCCCAGGAUCCCCAGCUGCGCCAAACCAUCCUCCUGUGCUGUCUGCUCUUUGUUCUAUUCGAUGUGCUUGUCGCGCAGUAUGACAGUGCGUUCACGCAUUUACACGGCGGUCUCCGUAUUCUAAAAGAACUCGAAAUCCAAGGGAAGCUGGAGUCGGAGGUUGAGCCAUCAAUAGUUGCCGCAUUUCGCCGCCUGGAUACACAGGCCUCUCUCUAUGAUACUCGGUUUCCGAUCCUAAGCCUGGAGUAUGGGAAUCAAUCCCCGCUUAAGUUGUUCGAAGCACCAACAGGCGGCUUUACUAGCCUUAGCCAGGUACGAGAGAAAAUCACAGUUCUAUUCACAGCGGGUAUACCCUUGGUUGCAAGGAGCUGGAGCCUGAACGGUUCCAACAUGGAGACCAACUACGAGUCACUCUACCAAAGUCAACGGCGAUUGCUAGAUGCUUUCGCUGAGUUUGACCUACAUUUCACGUCUUUCCGCGUGACAAAAUAUCAUCAGUUAAGCGAGAAGGAGCAAUUGGGAGCAGAUAUCACCUACUUGCUUUACCUUGGUCACACUCUCACACUCAAAACUGUGUUAAUUCGUGGACCAGUGCCAGAGUCUCUGGUUCCGGAAUUCCUUGCGCUACUUCAGGCCCAUGAAGACAUGAUCGAGAAGCUCAAGUCCGUCUCGGGCCUUGUAAUGGACCACGUCAUGAUUGCCCACAUGUACCUUGUGGCCACACAAUGCCCAGACGUGGGGAUUCGCAUACGCGCUAUUCGUCUUUUGCGGUCAUGGCCACAUUACGAGGGCCUUCACAGCUCCAAUGUCACUGCUCUGAUGGCGUUGGGUGCGCUCAAAAGGGACUUUCCCAAUGAAGACAAGGCCUUGUCGAUGUUGCAGACGACUGACGCGGAGAAUGAAUUUCUCGUCGACUCCUUGGAGUCUAUCAAGAAUGGCGUGGGAGAACCUACAAUUCCGCUUUUCAGGAUGUCUGAGUUGCCGUCACGCCCAUGA
Aspergillus niger is the source of this 1530-nucleotide messenger RNA. RefSeq lists its product as uncharacterized. Gene Ontology annotation, biological process: regulation of DNA-templated transcription. The transcript has 2 exons. The coding region runs from base 1 to 1530 and encodes 509 amino acids. NCBI's taxonomy places the organism in Eukaryota, Fungi, Ascomycota, Eurotiomycetes, Eurotiales, Aspergillaceae. The record is from RefSeq and is a predicted model, not a curated record. Gene Ontology annotation, molecular function: zinc ion binding; DNA-binding transcription factor activity, RNA polymerase II-specific.